Gilbertella persicaria is the source of this 948-nucleotide messenger RNA. RefSeq lists its product as uncharacterized. Gene Ontology annotation, cellular component: cytoplasm. The record is from RefSeq and is a predicted model, not a curated record. The transcript has 5 exons. NCBI's taxonomy places the organism in Eukaryota, Fungi, Mucoromycota, Mucoromycetes, Mucorales, Choanephoraceae. Gene Ontology annotation, biological process: cellular response to oxidative stress. Bases 1 to 948 code for a protein of 315 amino acids. Gene Ontology annotation, molecular function: quinone reductase (NADPH) activity.
AUGAAAACUGUUGUUGUUGAAGACAGCAAAUUUGCUAUCAAAGAACUUGCUCGUCCUGUUGCUACUGAAAAUACGAUUGUCAUCAAGAACCACUACAGUGCUAUUAAUUAUGCUGAUUCUUUUGAAUUAAAAAAGCCCACUACAGACACAAUUGGUUUUGAAAGUGUUGGUGAAGUGAUUGAGGUUGGUCAGGGCGUCACUUACUAUAAGAUUGGUGAUCGUAUUUACCAAGCUGAGGGUAAAUCUCAUGCUGAAUACUGUGUGCUUGAUGCAUCCAGCGCCAGUGUUGUUAAAAUCCCUGAUGAUGUCUCUUAUGAAGAUGUCAUUAAGUUUGGUAUAGCACAUGUUACAGCACUUGCUCUAACUGAACAAUCAUAUCACAUCAAGAAAGGAGACUAUGUGUUUGUUACUGCUGCUGCUGGCGGCGUAGGCUCUUUAUUGAUCCAAAUGAUCAACCAAAAUGGCGGUAUUGCUAUAGGAUCUGUCUCUACUCCUGAAAAGGCUGAGUACAUAAAAGCAUUGGGUGCCAAACAUGUAAUUCAAUACAAGGAUGAAGACAUUUUAGAAAGAAUCAUGGAGAUUACUCAAGGUCGAGGUGUUGAUGCUUUCUAUGAUAGUGUAGGUGGCUCCACUUUUGAAACGGGUCUUAAGGCCACUCGUCCCCUUGGUCAUUUGAUUGCCUUUGGUAUGGCCGAUACGUUGCCUAAGCCUGUUAGCUUCCAUGAUCUUUUUGCUAGAUCACUUCGAUUGCAUACAGAUUCGCUUUGGAAUUAUUUUGAUGAUAAGGAGCUAACCAAGGCUUUAAUUAAACGCCUUCUUGAAACAGUCCACAAAUAUGAAAUGAGUAUCUACAAGACUUAUUCCUUAGAAGAGGCUCCUCAAGCUCUUUAUGAUAUCUUGAGCGGAAAGACCACCGGAAGACUUCUUAUCAAAAUCUCUGAUGAUUAA